CUUAAUAACAUGUUAUUUCGUGGCAAAAUAUAUUCAUGUGCAAUUUACCCGGCACUUAGUUUCAUAUCAAGAAGGUCACCUCGACACUGAGGUCUGCAACGGUUCGAGAAUUCCAUAUUGACACAAACUCGUCAGCCGAUUUUGCGCAGGAGGAAAAUCCAUAGUGUCAUGGGAAAGGCAAAGAGCAUAUUCUCCCAUCCACAAACAGACGCAGCGAUACCUUCUUAUACAAUACGAGUAAAGACGGGUGACAGGAAAGACGCCGGGACAGACGCCAACGUUAAAAUCCGUCUUUAUGAUGAAAACGGGCAACAAACUAAAGAUAUUAACCUCGAUGUCAGCUUUCGGGAUGACUUUGAGGAAGGGAACUUGGAUGAGUUUCACGUCGAGGACGAGGCUCCUCUGCGUACGAAGAUUGACAAGAUCGCGUUGUCACGCGACAAUGCGGGAGACUGGCUGAAGAGCGCGGACUGGUAUGUUGAGUACGUUGAGGUGGAAGUUGAUAAAACGAAGAAGGCUUUUAUCUUCCCGUUCCAUCGCUGGAUUCAUAGUGAUCGUCAGUAUCUUGUUCAGCAGUACGAUGUCGUUCUGCCUCAAAAUGACCCGCACAAAGAACAGAGGAACUUCGAGUUGGCAAACAAAAAGGAGCUCUAUGAGUAUGACGAGAAGGUUCAGGGAAUCCCAGUCCAGGUCAAGACAGUUCCACCAGAUGAGACGUUCUCUCAUGAUUAUAAGUGGGAUAUUAUCUGUAAUAAAGUAAAAAUGACUUUAGGCGUAGCAUACAAAAAGUUUGUUACGGCAUUGCAACCUUUUGAGACUCUGGACGACCUGGAUGAUUUGUUCAAGCAAGAAGGCUGGCCAUGGGGCAUCCAAGUUCCCAAGUGUGUAGAACACUGGAAGGAAGACAAAUGGUUCGGAGCCCAGCGUCUCGCCGGCUGUAAUCCUGUCUUGAUCAAGCUCUGCAAGGAUAUUCCAAACAAUUUUGGUGUGACACCCGAUAUGGUGGCGCCUUUUCUUGAGGGACUGACCUUGACACAAGCAAUGGAGAAAAGGAGGAUUUACAUAGUGGAUCUCAAGAUCUUAGACAACAUGACGUGCAAAGAGCACUAUGAACUUUGUUCUCCAUUAGCACUGUUCUUUGUAGCAGACGACAAAUCCUUGCUACCAAUUGCAAUCCAGCUGAACCAAGUCAAAGGACCUGAUAACCCAGUGUUCUUGCCAAGCGAUGACGAAUAUCUCUGGUUGAUGGCCAAGAUGUGGUUCAAUCUUGGUGAUGCCACGUAUCACCAGUCUCUCACUCAUUUGGGUUUCACCCAUCUGAAGAUGGAGAGUGUUAGUGUUUGCACUCACCGGAACCUGUCGCCUUCCCAUCCCGUAUUCAAGCUGCUAGCUCCUCACUUCCUUUUCUUGAUCGCCAUAGAUGCACGAGGUCUAGCUUUGCUCGUUGCCCCUGGUGGCCAUGUUGAUCAUACGAUGUCAUGUGGAUGCCCUGGAAUGUUCGAGUUAAUUAGAAAAGGGGCAUCAUUGUGGAGGAUGGAUACCGAUGCUGACCUUGUCAACGAUUUGAAGAUUCGUGGGGUGGAUGACCCAGAAGCACUACCAAACUAUCACUACAGAGAUGACGCCUUGCCUGUUUGGAACGCCAUUAACAAAUACGCCAGGAAGAUUGUGAAUUUGUUUUAUGAGAGUGACAAGAUGGUGCAGAAUGACCCAGAGCUACGACAGUGGGCUCAAGAGAUGGUUGCCCCUUACCCGGACGGUAUCGGGCUCAAAGGUGUCCCUGGAGAUGGCAAGUUUGAGACUCGAGACCAGCUGAUCCGAGUCAUAACCAGCAUCAUCUUCACAUGCAGCGCUUCACAUGCUGCAGUAAACUUCUCCCAGUACGACGAGUAUUCAUUUCUGCCAAACUACCCCGGCUCUCUUAUCGGGACGCCACCAACGGAUAAGGAGCCAAGGACUGAAGCAGAUAUCAUGAAAUGUGUACCAAGCAAAGAAGUUCUCCUGGACACUAUCCUCGUUGUAAAGAUAUUGAGCACAAGGGGAACGAAGAAUCUUGGGGACUUCGAAGUCAAAUACCUACACACACCAGAGGCAUCCAAAGCAGCACAGGAGAUGGUGGAUGAACUCGCCAAGAUAAGCGUGACAAACAAAGAGAAAAACAAGACCAGAGACUUCAUCUACGAUGUCCUGGACCCGGAGAUCAUUCCCAACUCCAUCAGCAUCUAAAUACCAUUGCGAAUAAAUCAUUUAGACCUAUUUAUACUGGUGACGCUUGUUUUGUAAAUAUCCAAGAGAUAUCAGUAGGGUUUGUCAAGGACCAGCGAUUGAGAAUUACAUGCGAGGAUACGAUGUGCAGUGACGUCAUUAGGAACAGACAUGCACGUUUACGAACAUUUUUCUUUUUCUGUUCUGUUCUUUUCUGUUCUUUUUCACUCUGAACUAUUGGGAAAGUUCUAACGACACUACCAAAAAUGGUGGUGACGUCUGAACGGCAGUUGUCGGUGAAAAUAUUAUGGAUAGCUAGAGUCAUGAGGUUGACCUUUCUCAUAUCCAAGAAGGCCCAUUCUCCUUGUUAUUGCGUCCUUAUUCGAUAGUUUUGUCCUUGAUACUUUUUAGCAUUUUCGAUUAUGUUUCUUUCCAUAAACAAAUAGAUUGGGCCGCGAUAAUUUAACAUAAAUGCGAACCAUAGACAUAAAAAAUCAACGGAAUAUAGAUAUUGUCGUCUGAUUUCCGACGCCUCCCUUUUUAUCGUUUACUGUAUCACAUGAGCAUGAUGCUGAAGCCAGAUUUUUUCAUGCACUACUCCACUCUCUUGGAAGUGCUGUAAGAACCUCUCUCUUUCUGGGGUGUUGAAUGGUAUAGGCCACCUCAAUUUAUCCUAGGGUUUUAUGGGACAGGAGACACAGUAUCCCUAUUUCUAGUAUAGGGUACUCACACGUGCUAUUGGGAUAUAUUGGGGCAUCCCGGCUUUCAGAGUUAAAUGGCGGACAUAUUGCAAACUACUUGAUACGAUGAAAUAUCAAUAUGUAUCCCUCUCGGCAAGGGUACACAUUUGACGUCAACCACCGCGCUUCAUUAGUAAGGGCACAGUAUAAACGGUCAAUAAAGGCAUAACCUUGUACAAAAAUCCAUAUACCGUUUUAACAAUCCAUUUAGACCCUUUUAUAAUCUUUAGUAUAAUAAAAGACGAAGGUAGUUAGUGGCGUAGUUUGUUUGACUAUGUGAGUAGAAUGUUGAAAGUAUGACUUAUAGCAAUUUGCGAGGUUAUUUGUGUGUAAUGAUACUCAAUAUUAGGUCGUCCCGGUUAAAGUAACAUUUAUCCAGACUUUAUGCCCCUUGCUUUCGAAAUCGUCAUCUGGUCAUUUGAGAAUUUGAUCGCGAGCUAAAGAAUUUAGAUACAAACUCAACAUUGGAUAAGUGUUUGACCAAAUAUUGAUUGGGCUAAUGCUACGAAUUCCUCAUUCUGUUUUGAGUUAUUGGAUUAGACAGCAUCCAGUCAUCAUUGUAGUUCCUUGGAGGUUUUCAGCACGAGGAUGUCCAACCAAGUAAAACGGAACGUAUAAGGUAAGAGACGCUAUCCUGACAGAUCAACAAGUUGUUUUCAAUAUACUCCGCCUGAUGACUAAGAGG
Lineus longissimus is the source of this 3630-nucleotide messenger RNA. RefSeq names its product allene oxide synthase-lipoxygenase protein-like. Lineage: Eukaryota; Metazoa; Nemertea; Pilidiophora; Heteronemertea; Lineidae. Gene Ontology annotation, biological process: lipid oxidation. Gene Ontology annotation, molecular function: metal ion binding; oxidoreductase activity, acting on single donors with incorporation of molecular oxygen, incorporation of two atoms of oxygen; protein binding. The record is from RefSeq and is a predicted model, not a curated record. Bases 169 to 2226 code for a protein of 685 amino acids. The transcript is spliced from 16 exons.